GCCACACGAUUGGUUACGCUUUUCUGUAGUUUUACGGCACUAAGUGUAGAAUGUGAUUGACGUUUUAAUCUUCAUUUUUGCACGCUGAAUAGCGCACCAGCAGUUAAGGGUUUAAGUUAGUCGGAAAAGAGUGUCUGUGUUAAUCAAAUUUUAUUGUAUUUUUUGGGUAGUACAACAAUGGAGUUGCAAAUAGAGAGUAUGGAAGAUGUGGAGGAUGGCGAGAUCACUGAUUCGGAGUCCGACAGCGAUAUGAAAACGUUUGGGGCAUUGCAUCAACAAGCACCUGACCAGCCUCCUUCAUUGCAGAAAUCAGCUGAUUCAGUCUCUGCAUUGAAGGCUUUUGAAGUCCGUGAUGCUGCUGCUACAGUUGUCUCAAGCAAUGUAUAUCGCAGUACUACACAGGUGGUGUCAAGUGAAGAGAGUGACACAGAUUCUGAUAAUGAAGACAGAGCACUGUGGAAGAGAAAACGUCAGAAGUGUACCCACCACCCUAUUCCCAAACCUCUUGUGCCUUCUAUCCACACCUCCCAGAAAUUGGUGCCUGGCGGUCGAAAGGUGAACAACAUAUGGGGAUCUGUGUUGCAAGAACAAAAUCAAGACUCUGUGGCAACAGAACUUGGAAUCUUAGGCAUGGAAGGGAAUGUUGACAUGAACCACAGGCAGUCUGAAACAUACAAUUAUGUGCUGGCAAAGAAGCUGGCAGACCAGCAAAAUCGGAUGGAGAAAAUUGAGGAGACUGCUAAAUUGGACAAAGACCUUGAUAAUUAUAUGCAGAAGAGGCACACUAAUCUUAAGCGGAAAAGGGCCAUGAAAGAGAGGCUGGGUCCAAAUAUAAAGCAGGAAGAAAUGGAUUUUGAGGGAAGGUAUGCAAUCACAGAAGAAGAUUCAGAAGAAAAAGUGGCAGAUGAGAUUGCUCACAGGCUUCGAGAACAAAAGAAAGAUCUAAUAGCACGUGUGGUAAAGUUCCUUGGAAAGAAGAAAGCUAUUGAGCUUUUGAUGGAGACUGCUGAAAUUGAACAGAACGGUGGACUGUAUAUAGCGGAUGGUAGUCGGAGAAGAACACCAGGAGGGGUUUAUCUGAACUUACUGAAGAGCAGUUCAGGAAUUACAAGCCAGCAGUUCAAG
This is a messenger RNA of Protopterus annectens (West African lungfish), 1125 nucleotides long. It is a transcript of the gene PHAX, whose product is annotated as phosphorylated adaptor for RNA export. Gene Ontology annotation, biological process: snRNA export from nucleus. Gene Ontology annotation, cellular component: nucleus. The record is from RefSeq and is a predicted model, not a curated record. Lineage: Eukaryota; Metazoa; Chordata; Ceratodontiformes; Protopteridae.